This is a messenger RNA of Mya arenaria, 576 nucleotides long. RefSeq lists its product as uncharacterized. The transcript is spliced from 3 exons. NCBI's taxonomy places the organism in Eukaryota, Metazoa, Mollusca, Bivalvia, Myida, Myidae. The coding region runs from base 41 to 460 and encodes 139 amino acids. The record is from RefSeq and is a predicted model, not a curated record. Gene Ontology annotation, biological process: sleep; positive regulation of voltage-gated potassium channel activity; regulation of synaptic transmission, cholinergic.
AAACAGUCUAGUUUAACGUUAAACAAAGUGAAGAAAGAACAUGGAGAUGGAGAAGAAGAUGUUUUUUGUUGCUGUAGUUUUCGCCUUUGCUGCGGAAGCUGCAAUGGCGAUCAAAUGUUAUCAGUGCGAAUACGAAGAAAGUAUGGGAAUAACAGCUGGUAUGGCGAACUGUAAAGACGAAUUUAAAGCAGAAUACAAUAUGACUAUUGUUAACGAUCCCAUCACCGGCGAUCCUUGCGCUUUCUGCACGAAAACCAAGACAUCACAUGAUAACACGGAUACUGUUUUUUACGACAGGGCCUGCUCAUCCUUACAGGCAACAGACGAUUGUGGAAGCGGAGAGUAUGGCGGGGGUGAAACAUACCUCUGCUCCUGCAAAACAGAUCUUUGCAAUAGCGGAAAUGACGUCAUGAUGUCGUUUGGUGCAAAUGCUUUCGCAGCCUUCGCUUACCUACUUUAAUAACAGAAACUCAUUCAUUCAUAAGCAACGGCAAUGCCGUGACGUCAUGUAUUUUUCUGUCAUGAUAUGGCUUUGUUCAUUGUGGAUAAAAUAACUAAUAAAAGUGUUCAAUACAA